ACUACAUUAAGAAUUGUAUUGAAAUAUAUAUUAAAAACAAGUAGAAAGACAUCAAGAAUCCACAUAUUAAAACAAGUUAAGAAAUGUGUUUUCCUCUCCCUUCUUGUUGCGUGUGUGUCUCCCUCUGUCUGUCAGUGUUGUCUCAGAUUGGCCAGGGCUGACCUACUUUCUGAUCAUCAGCCAGGCUCCUCUCACCUGCUGCUCGAUGCACCUGUGGUCCAUCUACACUAAUCACCAGAUCUUAAACCUCACUCACUCAGAACUGUUCCUGCCCCACUGAAGUCCCAGUUACAAAUACAGGCCACUCUCUACAUGGACGAACCGCUUCUUCCAUUACUCGCCCUCCUUGAUUCUGGGGCGGAGUGUGAUUCUUUGGACCACCAACACUUUGUCCAAACUGGGGUGAAGCUUGAACUGCUGGAAGACCUUAUUACAGCUCUCGCCCUUAAUGGUAGUCUCCUGGCUAAGAUGCUCCUGAUACCCCCCUGGUUCUGGGUAAACCAUGCGUAUGCAGAGUUCCAAUGGAUUACAAACCAGAACCUUCCCAACACAUUCUACACUGAGCUUGACGACCAUCUUCCUGGACGGAUGACUUUAUUCAGACAGAAGGUGUGCAAAACUGGGAAGACAACAGAAGCUGUGGCAGAAAGUUUAAGAAUCCACAAUGAACAGGAAUUACAUGACAUCGACACCAGGCGUACCGCUGUUCUCCAUGUUCUUCCUGUGCAUCUGUGCAAGGAAGUCUUGAUUUUUCAGAACCUGCAUAUAGGAACGGUCCCAGCCCACUGGUUUAGGGUUCUGAUGACCCCCACCUUGUGUUCUAGUGGAGAGGAGAGCCAAACAGCAAAUUCAAAAGAGCAAAAGGUUGUUUGCAGCAUUUUCAACGGCGCAGACGCCGAAAGCAGAAUGGUAGAGAUUGAGGAAAGCUGGUGUAAUGGAAAGGUGCUGCCAAGGCAAGAAGGACUGCAAUCACCAUCCUUUGCCAAUGGCAGGUUUUAUCCAGGCGGAUUUCCAUGGAUUUCCAUGAUAUUUGGUUCAUAUACAAGGUGUCUAGAGAAUGAAUCCGAAAGAGUUUGGUGAUCAGUUCACCUCUCCUCUUGCUCCACCUGUUGGUCAGUGGUUUCACUUAUACAACUAAGAAUCUUGGCAACAACUUUAUGGAUUGGCACAGAAUUUGGUACCAACAUUCACUGUUCCAUGAGGAAAUAUCUUCAGUGAAUUAGGUAAUCCCCUCCCUUUUCCGUGUGUGUUUUCACACGGAAAUAGCUCAACAACUAUUGGACAGAAUGUGUCUUGAGACAUAUUAAUAAAAAUCAAACAUUGUCAUUAUUAUUUGAGGAUAUUUCACUGUGUGUAGCAUGCAGCUGAGGAGUCACUGGUUGUUUCCACUUGGCUCAGCUCUAAUGGGAAAACAGAUAUGGGAAAUUAGUCUGAUUCUAGAGACAAGGACAAAAAGUGUUCCUCUCUUUAUUGCUGUCAUGUCUCACUUCAUAAGAAUGAGGUGGUUUCAUGCCAAACACCUUAUUCUUGUAGCCAAGAUGAUCCAUAAAUUAAUAAAACCUGACUGGUUAUUGCUAGGAGGAAGAGAGAAUGAGAGGGGGAGAGAAAGAUGCAGAGAGAGGGAAUGUGAAGGGCUGUACAGUGAACAAUCUCUGGAUAAUUAACAGGAAGAUAAACAAAACAUAAAUUUGGAUAUUGCAUUUAUUUGGACUACCACUCAAAUAUGCGUGAAACACGUUAUUUUAAUUAAAAGAUAAAUCUAUGUGACAUGCUGCUUCCCAGUUAAUUAUUCAGUGCUGUACAAUAAAAACAAAACCCAUUAAAUAUGCCACGCACUCUAUUUCUCCAUUAACAGUAAAAAGCGCUCAUCCUGGGGACAACAUUUCAAAUUCAGCUGCUGGUUUGGCUUCUUCCCCAUUUUUUUUGUCCUUUCAUUGCAGAUUUUUUGCCCCCCACUAUUUUCCCUUGCUUUGCAUUUACAUUGCUCCUCAAAUCUUAGAAUUGCAAAACACUAAAAUGUAAGCAGUCACUGCUUUUGAAAUGUGUGUAAGGUAUCCAUUACAAACAGAACUCUUUCAACAGCAGCUCUACACAACAAACUCUAAUCUUUACAUUUUAAAUCUCAGGGUUACUCGUUCAAUUGGAUGUGUUGACGCUGUUAUUAAAAAUAGAUAAAUAAAUGACCAAACUAUUGGAAAAAAAAAUCAGAUCGCUCAAAGUUUUCAAGUGUA
This is a messenger RNA of Acanthopagrus latus (yellowfin seabream), 2231 nucleotides long. RefSeq lists its product as uncharacterized. The coding region runs from base 313 to 1080 and encodes 255 amino acids. Lineage: Eukaryota; Metazoa; Chordata; Actinopteri; Spariformes; Sparidae. The record is from RefSeq and is a predicted model, not a curated record. The transcript is spliced from 8 exons.